Molecule: messenger RNA, 3833 nt
Organism: Quercus lobata
Lineage: Eukaryota; Viridiplantae; Streptophyta; Magnoliopsida; Fagales; Fagaceae
Product: protein NETWORKED 2B-like
Exons: 2
Coding region: 128-3655 (1175 amino acids)
Molecular function (GO): actin binding
Source: RefSeq, a predicted model, not a curated record
UUGCACCUAGCUGCUUUUCUCUUUUGCCAUCUCUUCCUUCCUUUCACCUUCACCUUCACCAUCAAAGUUUUUUCCUUGAUGGGUUGCUUGUCUUUGGCUUUUCUCUGAAAAAGAAAAAGAAGAGAGAAUGUUGCAGAGAGCAGCAAGCAAUGCAUAUUCAUGGUGGUGGGCUAGCCACAUCAGGACAAAGCAGUCAAAAUGGCUGGACCAAAACCUCCGAGAUAUGGAGGAGAGGGUGAAAAACACUCUCAAAAUCAUUGACCAGGAAGGGGACUCCUUUGCACAGAGGGCAGAAAUGUACUACAGGAAGAGGCCGGAACUUGUAGGCUUCGUGGAAGAAUCAUUUCGGGCAUACCGGGCUUUGGCAGAGAGAUAUGAUCGCCUAUCAACAGAGCUACAAAGUGCCAACCACACCAUUGCUACCGUUUUUCCUGAGCGGGUUGAGUAUGCAAUAGGUGAUGAUGAUGAUGAUGAUGAUGAAGAAGAAGAAAAUCUCCCUGGAACAUCCACUUCUUUUAAUGAUCCAAACAAUUUGGACAUGGUUGAUAAGGCUGUCCCUCAUUCAAGUAUCCCAAAAGUCCCCAAGAUUCCAACUAAAGAUUUCAGGAGCUUAUCUAUGUCGAUCUCAAGGAAAGGUCCACCCAUGAGGACCUCUAGUUCUGCUAAAGCUGCUGUUAUUCAAACUUCAGGACUGAGCAAAGCUGAGGCAUUAAAAGAGAUUGAUAAGCUUCAGAAAGAAAUUUUGGCACUACAAACUGAAAUGGAAUUUGCACAAAGGUUGUAUGAACGUGGAUAUGAAAAGUACUGGGAAUUUGAAAACCAAAUCACUGAAACACAUAAAAGAGUUUGCAGCUUACAAGAUGAGUUUGGCAUAAACAAUGUUAUUGAAGAUGAUGAAGCGCGAAGUUUGAUGGCUACCAGUGCUCUAAAAUCAUGCCAACAGACUUUAGUUAUGUUGCAAGAGAAACAUGAGAAAUCAGUGGAGGAUGCAAACGCAGAGCACCAAAGGAUUAAGAAAGCCCAUGAGAAGUUUGGGACCCUUAAAGGUGAAAUUCUUUCGAAACAAAUGAAUUGGCAGGAGAGCAUGAGACCUGAAUUGAAGGACUUAGACCAAGAGAUAAUUGAUGAGGAACAAGAGAGACAUGAUAUUCUUUCAAAACAAACAAAUCGGCGGGAGAGCAUGAGAUUGGAAUUGAAGGACUUAGAACAAGAGAAACAUGAUAAGAUUGUGAAACUAGCUGAUGUGAAUUCAAACACCUCUCUCACUGUGAUGGAACUGGCAGAGAAUAUUGAUCAACUUGUAACUCAUGUUGUUGCUCUUGAAACUUCUGUCUCUUCUCAGGUUGUUUUGGUGAAUAGACUAAGGUCAGAAACAGAUGAACUUCAUGCACACAUUAGAAGCUUGGAAGAGGCCAAGAAGACUCUGAUGCAAAGUUCGGACAUAAUGAGUAACAGGAUAAAAGAGUUAGAGGAGGAGGUGCUGAGAAUGAAAAAUCAGAUCCAAUGUUUGACAGACCAAAAUAAUAACCUCCAAACACAUUCCACAGAAGCAAGUUGUAACCUUGAUCAUCUUUCUGGGAACUUGCAGAGUGUGAAGCAGGAUGAGGAGGUUGAGGAUACAGUCAUGGUCGACAAAGUGAGAGCUGUUCCUGAUGCCAAAGCAGAAGAGAACUUGGAUGAAGAAAGUGAUAAGAUCGCUCCUUAUGGAUCAACUAUCUCAAAGGAUGUGAUGGCAGAAAAGGCAGAAAAGAAUGAUGAUGACACUCUAGCACUCAAUAAUUCCGUUGAAGUUGAAGGAGAAAACCAGCCUAACUCAAGCAAUGACCUCAGUUUGAUGCCUGAAAAAGAAAAAACUCAAGAAAGUGAUAAGAUGGCUCCUUAUGAAUCAAUUAUCUCAAAGGAUGUGAUGGCAGAAAAGGUAGAGAAGAAUGAAGAUGACACUCUAGCACUCAAUAAUUCCAUUGGAGUUGAAGGAGAAAACCAGCCAAACUCAAGCAAUGACCUCAGUUUGAUGCCUGAAAAAGAAAAAACUCAAGAAAGUGAUAUGAUGGCUCCUUAUGAAUCAAUAAUCUCAAAGGAUGUGAUGGCAGAAAAGGCAGAGAAGAAUGAUGAUGACACUCUAGCACUCAAUAAUUCCGGUGAAGUUGAAGGAGAAAACCGGCCUAACUCAAGCAAUGACCUCAGUUUGAUGCCUGAAAAAGAAAAAACUCAAGAAAGUGAUAUGAUGGCUCCUUAUGAAUCAAUAAUCUCAAAGGAUGUGAUGGCAGAAAAGGCAGAGAAGAAUGAUGAUGACACUCUAGCACUCAAUAAUUCCAUUGAAGUUGAAAGAGAAACCCAGCCUAACUCCAGCAAUGACCUCAGUUUGAUGCCUGAAAAAGGAAAAACUCAGGAACCAAUACAGCAGGAAAAAGAUGAGAAGCAAGAUUUACCUGAGACGGUAGAUGGGAAUCUUGACGUUAAGCCACAUGAUUCAGAGGCCAAGGAGGAAGAAGAUCAACCAAUCUGGAAAUCACUUUUUGUAAAGGGGUUAGAGGACAGAGAAAAGAUUCUGCUAGAGGAGUUAACUACAGUUUUUACUAAUUAUAAGUCAGUAAGGAACACGCUCAGUGAAGUGGAGCAGAAAAACCGGGAUAGCAUCUUUGAACUGGCAAUGCAGGUAAGAGAAAUGAAGAGUGCUAUUACCUCGAAAGAUGAGGUGAUCCAAUCUUUACAACAGAAAUUAGGCCGCCCAACAGUAGGUCCUUACACUACACCAGAAAUUAAAUACAUACAACAGAACAUGCCUCAAACAUCUCUGGGCCCCCAGGUCUCUAAAAAUGGUUCGGACCAAUAUUUACUUGCUGAUUUCUUUGGUGAACUAUAUCCUAAUUCCACAGAAACAAAUGAAAAAUCACAUGGAAACUUGAAAUUAUUACUAGAGAAUGACAAAAAUAAGAUGAGGAGGCUAAAUCAUAUAACGAAACAAAAUGCUACUUUAGCUAUUGAAGAAAAAAUUCGCUCAGACAUUGAUGAUCUGUUGGAGGAAAACCUGGAAUUCUGGUUGAGGAUUAGCUCUUCAGUUCAACAGUUACAAAAGUUCCAAUCUUCAAUCCAAGAUUUGCGUGAAGAGUACCAGAAACUAAAAAAUAAACAGCAUGAAGGAAGUGGUAAAAAACAUUCUUUACAAUCAGAUGCCAGACCAAUAUACAGACACCUGAGAGAGAUACAAACUGAACUAUCACUAUGGUUGGAACAUAAUGCAGUACUGAAAGAUGACCUACAGAAUAGAUUCUCAUCCUUAUGCAUCAUUCAAGCUGAGAUAUCAACAAUAUCCAAUACAGAUUCCAAAGCAGAUAAGACAGAUCUUUGUAAAUAUCAGGCUGCAAAGUUUCAAGGUGAGAUCCUCAACAUGAAACAGGAGAACAAUAAGAUUUUUGAGGAACUUCAUGCAGGGCUCAAUCGUGUGAAAUCACUGAAGGUUGAUGUUGAGAAGAUGCUGACACAACUGGAUGAGGAACUUGGGUUAAAGAAGUACAUAACAAAUCGGGCUCGAAUUCCCUUAAGGUCUUUUUUAUUUGGGGCUAAGUCGAAGAAGCAAAAGCCAUCAAUCUUCUCAUGUGUUACUCCAGCAUUGCAGAAACAAUACAGUGAUAUGGCAGCUGGAGUUACAAAGUAGAUUAGCCUCUCUCUACUUUUCUUUGUUUUAUUCACUUUUUAGUGUAUCAAGAAUCAUUGUCUGGAAUCUUUUCUCUUCAUUCUGAUUGUCUUAGAUAACCUUUGCAGAUAGAAAUUGAAGAGAGGUUAUUGUUGCCCUACAUUGUGUUUGUUGUAAAAAUAGAUGAUUUAAUAGGGAU